GGGGAAAGAAGAUGGUGGAGUUAGCCGUAAGAGAAGAACGGGGGACAAAAAUGAGACAAGCAACAUUUAAUUGGGACGUCUGUUAUGAUACCGAGCUGUGGAGGUCACGAGGUCGAGGUCAAGUCUGAGGGUAGAGACAUUAGUAGUCCUUAUUCUAUCUCGUCUACCACUGAAUAAUAAAAGGACACGAAUUUUGCAACCUGUGGAGAGCUAGAGAGAGAGAGAGAGAGAGAGAGAGAGAGAGAGAGAGAGUAUCAACAGAUGGUCGGAAAAGUUCGCUAUUAUUGUGCUGUGCCUGCAUGCAUGAGCCACCGAGUCCAUCCUUGCGCGUGUUUCCCCGACUACCAGCCGCGUGCAUUGGAAAGGUAUGUAAUUCUGGUAAAUCACUCUCUUCUCGUCAAAGGCUAUGCUUCAAGUUCAUGGUUCACCCUUUUGGUGGUCUUUAUGCUCUUCCUAAUAGUAUUGAUGAAGUGGAAUCAUUGCCAAAAUGCCAAGAUGUCAGACGCCACGUGAGAAUAUCAACAAGGAGAAUAUAGCUAGAUAGUCUAAAUCGGAAGACCGAACUCUUCGGAAAUCUUACGCACUUGCUUCGAUCUUCAGUCGAGACAGACUAGACAGUUCAGAGAGACAACAAAACAUCAUUGGUCGUCAUCUUCGCGAAGUGUGACUGUUAAACAUAAGGACAUGAAGAGGAUUUCAAGAAAAGCUUUAAUGAGAUGACGAGACUGUCUCUUGGAACACAGUAUACAUGCUAUUGGAUGUAUAUUAUUCUGGAUAAGAUCUGAAAAUGUGAUUAUUCCAUCGUUUCUUUGAAUAUUCAGAAGUUCUGUGAGGAGUGUUUUCUUGUUGACCCUGCCAUCUAAUUUUUCAAUCUUAGCACACGAGGAGUAUGCAUCGUGUUAUCCUUGACCUGAAAUCGAUCGCAAUUCCAUCUUUGUUUUUAAUGAAAUUCUAAAAAGCGCGGGGAAAAACUUCAAUAAAUGCUACAAUCUCGCUUCGGCAACAAUCACUACGAUAACUUCUUGAUUUCAUCACGAUUAAUAAUUAUCAUCACCAUUGCAUGCAUUUCAAAUUCCGUCAUGAUUUCGGAGUAAAAAAAGUGAGCAAAAUCAAAUCUGGUUGUGUUUGCAAUAUCAUCACACAAUUUCAACGAUUUCUUUAGGAGUGGGUAUAUAAUACGAUUACGAGGAUGAACGAUACUACAGAUAUAUAGGCUUAUGUAUUCUGAGAGAGUACUAUAUUAGUAGUGUUGAAUACUGUGAUUCAGUAAACCCUCUUCGUUUUCGGUAUUUUCCCAAGGUUUUGGAAGGCACGAGAGUUCGUCCUAACUUCUCACUCUCAGUAAUUAUCGACUCUGCUUAGGAGAGAUUGGAAUAUCUGUUCUUAUUGGUGAAUAGAGUUAUUGGUGGAGAAACCUGCAGGAAUUGCAGAGAGAGAUUAAAAACCUAUUACAAAAAGAAAGGACCAACUGUUGACAAUAAAGAUGACUUCGUUAAAACGAUGGUGGUUGUUUUCUGUACUACUACUUUUCUGUGUCAUCGCGGGGUCAUCGGCUAGAAGGAAACAGAAACAGACCAGACCGAGCCCAGCAAUAGUUGAUGACCCAACAGAUUUAUGCCAACUUACCUGCGAUAGAAAUGAGCAUUUGAACACGUCUUUAUGCAGGUGUGAAUGUGAUGAGGGAUACAAACGCUCCACGUAUCAAAGAUGCGAAGAUAUUAAUGAAUGCAGAGAGAAUCCUAGACGCUGUAAAGGAACAUGCACCAAUAAUCAAGGUUCUUUUGAAUGUCGAUGUCGGCAUGGAUACGUACUUCAUACCAACGGCUGGGAUUGUUAUAAAGCUCCCUUAGCAUUAUUAUGUGCAGGUUUAGCUUGUUAUGAUAGCUCCAGACUCAAUGCAAACGGGUGCGAGUGUGACUGCGGCUAUGGGAUGCGUUACAAUUUCGUCACAGAAGUUUGCGAAGAUAUCAAUGAAUGUGAUGAAGGUCUUCAUAGCUGCGGGCAAGGAUGUAUCAACACCUAUAGGAGUCAUAUAUGUUACUGUCACGACGAGUUUUUGAUUAACUCAGACAACAGAACAUGCUCUCGACUCCCCGCUAAACCAGAUUCGCUGCCUUGUGAUGGCAUGAAAUGUUUGUUCGGAAUAUCCCUGGACAGAUACCACUGUGAAUGCAUAUGUGAAGAAGGUUUUUACUUCCAUGAACGGAGAGGAACUUGCGAAGAUAUCGAUGAAUGUCGAGAAUACGAGGAGUGGUGUGAACAUGAAUGCGUGAAUGAACCCCAUGGUUCCUACACAUGUUCAUGCCCAAGCGGCCAAGAACUGGAUAAAGAUGGAUGGACCUGUAAUGAUAUACGACCACCACCCGAGGAUGCCAUUCUUGACGACUGUACGGACCAGCACUUCAUGUGUAAGAGCAGAAUGCAAUGUAUGCCGGACGAACUGGUGUGCGAUGGGUACGGUGAUUGCGGCGAUCGCUCGGAUGAGAAUAACUGUAAAGAAUCAUGCAAUUCCCAGGAUUUCCCCUGUGCCAACGGAGAGAAAUGCAUUCACAAAGAUUCAGCCUGCGAUUCAACUAACGACUGUGGUGAUUGGUCAGACGAGCUGGAAUGUGGAUGCCAAGAUGAGAGGGACGAAUGCAGUGCUUGGCAAUUCCGAGGCGAGUGUGAAAGCAACCCCGGCUGGAUGAACUGGCAUUGUCGUAUGAGCUGUGGACAAUGUACAGAGGGAGAUGGAACGCCUAAUGGAACGCUGUCGGAAGAAACAGAGACGGGAGCUUACUUCAUCAGAAAUUCAGCAAAAUAUUCUACGUAUCUGCAGUAUACGAGGCGUAAUAAGGGCGACCGACCUGGGUCAGCACUCAAUUCAUGGCGAUGUGACAGCGUGGGUCCAGUACCCGCUCAUGUUAGGGUCAACAUGGGUUUAAGCCCUUUUUAUCAGAAGUACACCAACGCUUACGCAAUCCCAAUCAUUGCAUCGGAACGAGUAUCUGACGAAGCUAUCAAACGAGCCUGUUACGUCGUGCGCGUCAUGUUGGCAGAUCGGAGGGACCUCAGGCAAGAGAUGUACAAGAAAUACAUGCGCGUCGCCAUCUUAGCAGAGAACGAACUCACGAUCCAUGUUCCUGAACAUUCACAUCUGGAUGAGAGCUACAACGAACGUAUUCGAUCCAUAGGAGGUACGUUAUACAUCCCCCUGGCGUCAGCUGCCGAGGAGAAUCUCAUGUGUCGUGACGGUGACCGGUGGAUUGACGAGGAUACCUUCGUCCAUUCCUUCGCCCAUAGUAUCCUCAAGAUCGGCCUUGCGUCAGACAGGGUGUUCAGCCGUAAGCUAGGAGCUGCGUACUACCAUGCACGCAGGGAACAGCUCUGGUCUAAUUCACGCUCCGACGACUCAAUGGAUGAGUAUUUCGCUGACGGCGUUCAGAGUUUCUUCAACGUGUUGGCACCGUACCGAUACGGGGUUCAUACCGGCGUGGACAGAAGGGAGAAAUUAGCGAGAUAUGAUCACACCUUAUACAAGGUCAUGUUAGAAGUGUUUCCCUGCCAAAAUAAGAUGAUUGGUCGCUGUAGUUUUAAUCCAGAUACUUUGGCGGAAAGGGAUCAACUGUUUGUGAAUUGCAAUCCAGAAGAGAAUGAAGAACCGGAAGCAACUGAAGCGCCGACAACGGCGGCUCCGCAAGUCGAGUGCGUGGAUAAAAACCAAGACUGUGCCCCUUGGGCGGAGAGUGGCGAAUGUACGGCCAACAAACGCUACAUGAGAAAGAAUUGUGCGCUUAGCUGUGGAGUUUGUACCAUCCGGGUACCUGACCCGGAACCAGAGGUAGUGGAUGUACCUCAAGAACCGGAUCCUCCAACCCACCCCAUCGAUGUGCCCCAGAGAGUUUGCGAGGAUAACGAGGGACAUUGUCAAGACUGGGCCAGACGCGGAGAAUGUGAGAUCAACCCGACCUGGAUGCGUCCUAACUGUAGAAGAUCAUGCAAUGCGUGUGAUGAUGACCCUGAUUGUUACGACAGCAGCAACAACUGUGAAGAAUGGGCCACCGACGGAGAAUGUGGUAAGAAUGUGAGCUACAUGGAGACCCAUUGCAGAAUGAGCUGCGGUCUAUGCUAAAGCAGCUUCAUUUCCGACGA
Messenger RNA from Strongylocentrotus purpuratus (purple sea urchin), 4131 nucleotides. RefSeq lists its product as uncharacterized. NCBI's taxonomy places the organism in Eukaryota, Metazoa, Echinodermata, Echinoidea, Camarodonta, Strongylocentrotidae. The coding region runs from base 1484 to 4111 and encodes 875 amino acids. Gene Ontology annotation, molecular function: protein binding; calcium ion binding. The transcript has 21 exons. The record is from RefSeq and is a predicted model, not a curated record.